CCCUAGUCGUCCGCUACGGCGCAUAAUUUUACACGAAACGAAUAUAAAAAACAAUUUCAUUCAAUUUGUAAAACACCUGAAAGUGCAACUUUGCGGCGAUGUAAUAUCGACUCGACCGACACCUGGAAAAACUAAAAUGCUCUGCUCGAAAUAGUCCGAAACGAGCCAAAUUUGCUAUAGUGAAAAAAAGUGAAAAGUGGUGUUGAGCAGAAGAAGAAGAAGAAAAAUCAGCGAGUACAAGCCGUGUUGACGUGUGUGUUAGGAUGAAAAAAUGCAAGAAAAUGAUUUAAACGAGCGUCAAGAGGAACCAGCCAGUCUUCCACCUACAAGCAACGACACAAACAACAAAAACACAGGCUGCAUCGACAGCAACGAACUUCAAAUUCCCAGUGAGGCGGUCACGGUAACGGUAACGGAUCAGCAGCAGCAGCAGCCACAGGAGGAUACCGAGGAUACGCAAAUAACAGAACAAGUGAUUGAUUCUUCCACGACAGCUGAUACAGAAACUGGUGAUACAACCAGGCCAGAAAGGCUCUCCACGUUAUCCCUGAUAGGCUUAUACCCUGCUAUAUCCGAAGCUGCUGAUAAAGUCGUCGAUCAAGCGGUAGAUGAACCUUCGUCGUCGUCAGUAGUGGAUCCGGAUAGGGACGAGCUAUUGCUGCAAACUCCCAGACGAAAGCGUCAGCGUCGUGUUUAUACCGCGGACACGUCCCGCUGCUCCAGCCUACGAUCCAGGCAAGAGUCCAAAGACACAUCCGAGGCAGGAUUGAAGCAGGUGCCGACAACACCACCGCCAGCGCAGGUCGCCUCCUCACCGACACCCACAGAAUCCACAGAGUACAUUAAAUCAGAGCAAUUUAAUCCGGCGUUCUGGAAUUUGAUAGAAGAAGAGGAAGUUAAAUUCGUUGACAAGAGGAGACGCGUUGCCGGUGGACGUAGCCGCACGCGACGCAGCAAGCUACUGAACGAACUCGGUGAAAACUACUCGCCGGAAACAGCGGCCGCUAUUGCGGCGGCACAGCUUGAGCUCGAUUCGACUGGGAAGCCAUCAUCACGUGCCACCCGUAAGAGGAACUCCGCCAUGUCGUUGUACGACCGUCGAUAUCAGAGCACCUCCGAAGAGCGGCGCGUGCCGAACGGUUAUGGCGGCACUGGACUGCGCACAGGCAGUUCGGCCACAUCGAGUGAUAUUGAGCCGCAGGAGUUGCAGGUCCAUCAGUAUUAUGGAUCGUCGGGGGGCAGCAAUCCAACGGGCGCCGGUACGGGCCUAAAUGGCAGUGGCGCCGCCCUCAACCAUGCCCCUUCAAUGGGCACCCUCUGCAACAUUGGCAACACAUGCUACUUGAACUCGGUGGUGUACACGCUGCGCUUUGCCCCACUCUUUCUGCACAACCUGCACCAUCUGAUCCACGAUUUGAAUGUGGUGCAGCAGACUAUACUGCGCCAGCAGACGGCCAAAUCGGCCUCGCUGGGCCGAAACGUGAGUGGCGCGCAGCUGGAGCAUGCACGCAGUUGGAGCAGCAAGGAUCUGGCCACCACGGAGCCGUUCAACAGCACCACCAAUGGCAGCAGCGCUGUUGUCAGUAGCGGCAGCACCACCACAAGCAGCCUGAUCAAGGCGAGCUCUCAGUCGGUCACAGAGAAACUGCAUGAGCUGUACCACAGCCUGCAUGGCAAUGAGAUGGCCGACUCGACGGAGCCCUACCAUGCGGACACACUGCUGCAUGCCAUACAGGAUGUGAAUACCACAUUUCAGGGCAACCAGCAGCAGGAUGCCCACGAGUUUCUCAUGUGCGUUCUCAAUUGCAUACGCGAAACGAACCAAUCGCUGAUCAAGUCCAUUAACGAAUGUCCCCAGGUCAUUGUAAAUGGUUACAUAGCCAAUCCCGAUGAGUUGGACUCUGGGGAGGCCGCCCAGGAGCGUACAGAUACGGCGAUGGCACUGGCAAGCUCCGGCAACGGCAACACGCUGGCCACUAGUCAAAUAACCACGACAAAAACAUCGUUCUUCUCACGCAAAUCGAAGAGAAAAGAUGAGGUCAAGUCAUCGAAAUCAACGCGGAUACAGUCACCGCUGAAGGACAAUAGUCCGACGGCGGGUGGCCUCACCGCGGCACCGGCGCAUUCCACUGCAAACAGUCUCUUCUAUUUGAAUACAGUUGAUCUCAGCGGCGCCAGCAGCGUGGCUGCCACAGCAGCAGCAACACCGACCGUUUCGCAGCCGGCAUCGACCGGCAAGUACUCCAGUGACGAUGAAAUGAACCCGGCCAGUGCGCUAAAGGAUAGCAUGCGAUUGGAGGACCGUAUACGGGAUCUGAAUCUAAAUUUCUUCAAUGCCGACUUUGAGGGCAUUGUGGUGCUGACCACCAAGUGUCUCAGCUGUGAGACGGUCACAAAGCAAAAGCAGGGCAUGCUCGACAUCUCCGUGCCGAUAACAGGCUGCGACAAUGCCGACCUGCAGGACAAGCCCAGCACCUACAUUCAGAAUUCGUGCAUCACCAAGGAAUACUUUCAGGGUGAGAACAAGUACAGUUGCAGUCAAUGCACCGGCUACACCGAGGCCAUACGCUCAAUAUCGUACGAGGUGCUGCCUCGUCUGCUGGUCAUUCAGCUGAAUCGCUUCUCGGGCGGCAUGCAGAAGGUGAGCACGUAUGUGCCCACGACCUUCACCCUGCCCUGCUUCUGCGCCAAGUGCUGCGAGCUGAGCGACGGCAACAAGCUGCAUGUGUACAAGCUGUACAGUGUGAUAACCCAUGUGGGCGCCACUCUCAGUGUGGGCCAUUACAUUGCCUACACGUGCUUCCUGGAUCUGCCCAGUGACUAUAUAAACUGCCCAAAGGAUCGACGGAACACCAUGUCCGGAUCGCAGACACAGCAGGCGGCGGCAGCGGCUGCUGCUGCGGCAGCCUCCUCCAAUGAGAAUGCGGCACCAAACAAUGGAAGCAGCAGCAGCCACGUGGCCAGCACACCUGUGGCCGCGGCUGCCUCGGUCCUGGCCUCCUCGGGCACUAGUCUGAUAAAAAAGAUGAAAUUUGGACGCAGCAAGGCCUCCAGCAGCGGCGACAUGAGCAAAAAUGUAAAGCAACUGAAUGGCAUCAGCAGCAAGAACAUCACCAAUGGCAUUGGCAAACUGAGCAUGAACACCACCUGCCAUGGCGUGAGCUGCUGUGCCAUGCGCCUCUGCUGCAGCCAGCAGCCAAGUGGCGCCGCCGGCAGCAGCAACUCGGCCAGCUGUAGUGACUUCAGCGAGGAGUCGCUGCAGAACGGCAGCAACAGCAAUCUCAGCCAUGGCAGUGGCAGUGGCGCAGCAGGCGGCAGCGGCAGCGGUAACAACAGCAGCAGCAAUGUGUUGCCAAAUUAUCCCACGGGCUAUGGCAGCACGGGCCGUGGCGGUGUUAAGGCCAACUAUGCGCACGGCGGCACGGAACCGAUUUGGUACAUGUGCGACGACGACAAGAUCAAGGCGAUGACACAGCGCGAGUUCGAGGAGCUGUUGUCCCCAUCACGGAAGAUAACCAUAACUCCAUACUUGCUAUUCUAUGCACGAUUCGAUCUGCAGCCGGCAUCGAAGACAGCGGGCACAACAUCCUCAACGCCGCCACCGCCAUCUGCAUCAUCGCAAAGCUCCUGGUCGAAUGAGGCAUUCUCCGGCAGCGGUGGAGGUGGGGCGCAUAAGAUUUGAGGGUGUGCGAGGAAGCAGUGGAAGCAGAAGCAGCAGCAUUAAUCUACAAGCCAAGCAUGUGCGAUAUGUAUUGGCAUACUGAUAGGUUCGAAUCGGAUUGGGUCGGAUUGGAGAGGUGGAUGUCUUUAGAAUAAUAUAAUAAGAAAAAGAAGAAGUCUGUUUGUUAAACAAUAUAAUCGUACUAAGAAGAUCUAUCGUUUAUCUACAUGCAUAACUAUCAUUAACAUAACUAACCAGCGGUUUGACUGAUGCCUACCCCUUCAAUCCUACUCCUUCUUUGAUGCCCAUACAAGUUGUCUGUUUCCACACACACACCUCUGUCGACUGGAACGGAAUCGAGUGAGUGGGGCUAUCGGUUAUGCUAUAAUUUCUUAGUUUCUGUUUGCCCAUAACAUUUGCAUUUUUAUUUGGCAUUCUCGGUUAAGAACAAAAUGCUGCGUUAACGGAACACGAAUUUAAACGCCGAGAAUAAACACGGCACGGCCUAGAAUUGUUUUGCUCCCCCUCCCCCACUGAAUGUAACUGAAGCAACACACAAAAUUUUCGAUUAUACUCCUCGUGCAUAAAUUAAGUUCGUAAUAAUACAUUUAAUACACAAAAGAAAGAAACAAAAAAAAAACCUUGAUUCAAAUAGCGUCUUUAAAAGCGAAUGUUGUAAUAAUAAUAAUAAUAAUAAUAAUAAUAUAAAUAAUAUACGUACAUAUGUAAUAUGGAGUAAUGUCCGUUAUUCUCAUAGAACAAAAACGAAACGAAAACCAGUGGCAGGCGGACAGAAAGAGCAGUAGCAAGCAUCAAAUCAAUCUGUAAUAAUUACAGCAUCAAGUAUACAUAUAUCUAUAGUAAAUGUAAUGGAAUGGAAUGGUUUAUUGUAAACAAUGAGCUACACAUAUACAUAUACAUAUAUUUAAGUGGAUAUACAUAUGUAUGUUCACGAAUUCAUAUACGAAGUGUUGAAUAGUUGUUAAACGCAUGACUAUCCAUAGGAACACACAGCAAGCAGGUGGAAUAUAAUAUAAUAUAAUUGAUUUCAAUUAAAAUAAAAAUAUAAAACAGAUCAGAUCUGAGAGAACAGCAACACAGCAUCAAGAUGGAACAACUGACAAUUGUUAUACAAAUUUGAGUGGAUAGUUUAUAAAAAAAUGUUUUCACACAAAAGAACUUCAUCACAUAAAACAAAAACAACAAAAAACACACACAUUGAUAAAUAGUUUUUAAUAAUUAUUAUAACAAAUACGAAAUAAUAAUAGCACACUCACACCACACACACACACACUACUUAUGCAAUAUGUUUAGCAUUUAGAUAUAGUUUCU
Drosophila obscura is the source of this 4993-nucleotide messenger RNA. RefSeq lists its product as uncharacterized. The record is from RefSeq and is a predicted model, not a curated record. The coding region runs from base 272 to 3682 and encodes 1136 amino acids. Lineage: Eukaryota; Metazoa; Arthropoda; Insecta; Diptera; Drosophilidae. Gene Ontology annotation, cellular component: cytosol; nucleus. Gene Ontology annotation, biological process: protein deubiquitination. The transcript is spliced from 5 exons. Gene Ontology annotation, molecular function: cysteine-type deubiquitinase activity; cysteine-type endopeptidase activity.